Messenger RNA from Pipistrellus nathusii (Nathusius's pipistrelle), 1233 nucleotides. The record is from the annotation of a GenBank genome assembly. NCBI's taxonomy places the organism in Eukaryota, Metazoa, Chordata, Mammalia, Chiroptera, Vespertilionidae.
AUGACCGAGAUGAGCGAGAAGGAGAGCGAGCCGGAUGAGGCGGCCGCCCACGCCGCCCCGGGGACCGGGUCCGCCCUCCCAGAGACCAAGCUCCAGCGGUUCAAGCGCUCGCUGUCCCUCAGGACCAUCCUCCGCAGUAAGAGCGUGGAGAACUUCUUCCUCCGCUCCGGCUCCGGCUCCGAGCUCAAGUGCCCCACCGAGGUGCUGCUGACCCCGCCGACCCCGCUGCCCCCCUCCUCCCCGCCCCGGGCACCCACCGAGAGGGGCCUGCCCCCCCCGGCCCCCUCCCCCUGCCCGGUCCCACGGCCCCUGACAUCUCUCAAGCCGGUGAGGCUGCACAGCUUCCAGGAACACGUCUUCAAGCGAGCCAACCCCUGCGAGCUGUGCCACCAGUUCAUUGUGGGAAACUCCAAGCAGGGCUUGCGCUGUAAGACGUGCAAAGUCAGUGUCCACCUCUGGUGCUCAGAGGAGAUCUCCCACCAGCAAUGCCCGGUCAAGUCGUCUUCCUCCUUCCGUCGCAACUUCAGCUCCCCGCUCCUGGUGCAUGAGCCGCCGCCAGCCUGUGCCACCAGCAGAGAGUCUCCCCCCACCGGUGCCAGCGGGAAGGUGGACCCCGUCUACGAGACCCUACGCUAUGGCACCUCCUUGGCACUGAUGAACCGCUCCAGCUUCAGCAGCGCCUCUGAGUCCCCCACACGGAGCCUGAGCGAGCGGGAGGAGCUGACUGAGGAUGGGGAGAGCAGCAUCCGAAGCUCCGAGGAGGGCCCUGGCGACAACGUGUUCACAGCCCCCGCAGAGAGCGAAGGCUCAGGACCGGAGGAGAAGAGCCCGGGACAGCAGCCCCCCAAGCAGCCGCUGCGGAAAGACGUGGGGCCCAUGUACUCCUAUGUGGCGCUCUACAAGUUCCUGCCCCAGGAGAACAACGACCUGGCUCUGCAGCCCGGAGACCGGAUCAUGCUGGUGGAUGACUCUAACGAGGACUGGUGGAAGGGCAAGAUUGGCGACCGGGUUGGCUUCUUCCCGGCCAACUUUGUGCAGCGGGUGAGGCCGGGCGAGAACGUUUGGCGCUGCUGCCAGCCCUUCACCGGGAACAAAGAGCAGGGCUACCUGAGCCUCAAGGAGAACCAGAUCUGCGUGGGCGUGGGCAGGAGCAAGGAUGCUGACGGCUUCAUCCGCGUCAGCAGCGGCAAGAAGCGGGGCCUGGUGCCAGCCGACGCCCUGACCGAGAUCUGA